Molecule: messenger RNA, 1003 nt
Organism: Paramecium octaurelia
Lineage: Eukaryota; Ciliophora; Oligohymenophorea; Peniculida; Parameciidae
Source: the annotation of a GenBank genome assembly
AUGUCUGAUUAUUAUUUUUAUAAACAAGAGGAAAAACAAAAAUCACACAGAAAACCAACCAAUUUUUUAUCAGACUCAGAAGAUACCAACUCUCAUCCACAAUUGAGAAAUGCAUAACGGUUUUUGUAAUUAUGUAAUUAUAGAAAGUCAGUCGUAAACCCAAAAUAAUGUAAGAACUGAUCAAACUGCCUCAGCCAUAAGUUUAAUAUAUCACUCCUGUAUCUAUUCUCAUUAUAUCCAGUAUGUCCCUGAACCCAUUCCCAUACCUGAAGCUAUUAAACAGAUCGAUAAGAAAAUACAGGCAUAUCGAAGAGUAAUGGAGAUCACAAAAAAACAAAAGGAAUUAUAGGAACAAUAACGAAAUGUGGAAAAUGUAUUUAUUUAAAAGUAGUCCGUUGAUUUCCUAACCAAUCCUAAUAUACAAUUACAAAAUUAAUAAGAUGAUGAAAAUGAGGAAAAAUAAACUCAAAAUUAAAACAAUCAAGAAGAUAUUGAUAAUAAUCAAGCAAAUAAUUUGCAAUAGGAAUAUCAAGGCAAGCCAAGAUAAUAGUAUUAUUCCGAAUCAGUUAAAAAUCGAGAUUAUAUUUAUGAUAAUAUGAUUGAAAGACUUUAUGCAAAAAGAUAAAAUCCAGCUUUGUUUGCAGUAAUGACUUGAUAUAAUAUUCCCAAUUAGAAAUUACAGAAGAAAGCUCCUGCUUUGAAUAUUACAUCGAAGAAUAAAAUUUAAUCAGGGAGUGGAAGGAUGGAUAUGGAAGAACAUAAAUUAAGAGUGUAUAACAGAGAGAAUGUACCAACUAUUCCUGAAUUGAUAAUUCCAACUUUUAUGAUAAAAAAAGAUACCAUGGCAAAAAAUAUAUUGGCAUAUCUAGUAUUCAUUUAAUUUAGCUUUUAGAAAGAUUAUUCUCCAAUUUACAGACAAUAGAAUCAUAAUGAAUAUCCAAAAUGUGUAUAAAACAUUUUAGAGGAUGAGGAUGACAUUAUUAAUAACCAUGAUAAAAAGUGA